Molecule: messenger RNA, 2781 nt
Organism: Cynara cardunculus var. scolymus (artichoke)
Lineage: Eukaryota; Viridiplantae; Streptophyta; Magnoliopsida; Asterales; Asteraceae
Product: beta-adaptin-like protein C
Exons: 15
Coding region: 12-2705 (897 amino acids)
Biological process (GO): vesicle-mediated transport; intracellular protein transport
Cellular component (GO): clathrin adaptor complex; membrane coat
Molecular function (GO): clathrin binding
Source: RefSeq, a predicted model, not a curated record
CACCUACAGAGAUGAGCGGCCAUGAUUCAAAAUACUUCUCCACAACUAAAAAGGGAGAAAUACCGGAGCUCAAAGAGGAGCUGAAUUCUCAGUACAAGGAUAAGAGAAAAGAUGCUGUUAAAAAGGUCAUUGCUGCUAUGACUGUAGGGAAGGAUGUUUCAUCACUUUUCACAGAUGUUGUGAACUGUAUGCAGACAGAAAAUUUGGAACUCAAAAAGCUUGUUUAUUUGUAUCUCAUUAAUUAUGCUAAAAGCCAACCUGACUUGGCAAUACUCGCAGUGAAUACUUUCGUGAAGGAUACACAGGACCCAAAUCCUUUAAUCCGCGCUUUAGCUGUUCGGACGAUGGGAUGUAUACGAGUUGAUAAAAUUACAGAAUAUCUUUGUGAUCCCCUCUAUAGAUGUCUUAAGGAUGAUGAUCCUUAUGUUCGAAAGACAGCAGCUAUAUGUGUUGCUAAACUUUAUGACAUUGAUGCUGAGUUGGUUGAAGAUAGGGGUUUUUUAGAAGGACUCAAGGAUUUGAUAUCUGACAAUAACCCUAUGGUUGUAGCAAAUGCUGUUGCAGCUCUUGCAGAAAUCCAAGAUACCAGCAGUAGACUCAUUCUUGAGGUCACUAGCCCUACACUUACAAAGCUCCUUACAGCUCUAAAUGAAUGCACCGAAUGGGGUCAAGUUUUCAUAUUAGAUUCUCUUUCCAAGUACAAAGCAGCUAAUGCACGUGAAGCUGAAAAUAUUGUAGAGAGAGUUACUCCAAGGUUACAACAUGCAAAUUGUGCGGUAGUUCUUUCAGCUGUUAAGAUGAUCCUUCAACAAAUGGAACUGAUCACUAGUCAUGAUAUGAUUCGAAAUCUAUGCAAGAAAAUGGCUCCUCCGCUUGUAACAUUACUUUCUGCAGAACCUGAGAUUCAAUAUGUUGCCUUAAGGAACAUUAACCUUAUUGUACAAAGGCGACCUACAAUUCUUGCCCAUGAAAUUAAGGUGUUUUUUUGCAAGUACAAUGAUCCGGUAUAUGUGAAGAUGGAAAAGUUAGAGAUCAUGAUAAAGCUUUCUUCAGAUAGAAAUAUUGACCAGGUAUUGUUGGAGUUUAAAGAGUAUGCAACAGAAGUAGAUGUAGAUUUUGUCAGAAAGGCCAUUCGUGCCAUUGGGCGUUGUGCUAUCAAGUUAGAAAGAGCUGCUGAGCGUUGCAUUAGUGUUCUUCUGGAGCUGAUCAAAAUUAAAGUAAACUAUGUAGUUCAAGAAGCUAUCAUUGUCAUUAAAGAUAUUUUUAGAAGAUAUCCUAACACUUAUGAAUCUAUCAUUGCCACACUUUGUGAGAGUUUGGACACUUUGGAUGAGCCAGAAGCAAAGGCAUCAAUGAUUUGGAUAAUUGGCGAAUACGCUGAAAGAAUUGAUAAUGCCGAUGAACUUCUUGAAAGCUUUCUGGAGAGUUUCCCUGAAGAACCUGCACAAGUCCAGUUGCAGUUAUUGACAGCAACAGUCAAACUUUUUCUUAAGAAGCCAACUGAAGGGCCCCAACAGAUGAUUCAGGUUGUUUUGAAUAAUGCAACUUUGGAGACUGACAAUCCAGAUCUACGAGAUCGUGCAUACAUAUAUUGGCGUCUUCUUUCAACUGAUCCUGAGGCUGCUAAAGACGUUGUUUUGGCUGAGAAAUCAGUGGUCAUUGAUGAUUCAAAUCAAUUUGAAUCAUCCCUCCUCGAUGAACUUCUCGCUAAUAUUGCUACAUUGUCCUCUGUGUAUCACAAACCUCCUGAAACAUUUGUAACACGUGUGAGGACCAUUCAAAAAACAGAAGAAGAAGAAUGUCCAGAGGGAAGUGAAAUAGUGCAUUCUGAGACAUCGCUUGCACGUGUCGCUAAUGGUGCACCAUCACUUACUUUAAGCACUUCUCCUUACGAUGUAGCAAAGCAAUCAUAUCCUGCACCUGUUGUCAUGCCGGAUUUACUUGAUCUGGGUCUUGAUGGUGAUGAUAAUAAUGCUAUGGUGCCAGUUGAUCAACCUACAUCACCUAGAGGGCCUCCUCUGCCUGUUUUAUUACCAGCUGAAACUGGUCAAGGUUUACAAAUUAGCGCACAGUUGGUACGGAGAGAUGGUCAGAUAUUUUACAGCUUAAUGUUUGAGAACAACACACAAACUCCACUGGAUGGACAUAUGAUCCAGUUCAACAAGAAUACGUUCGGUCUUGCUGCUGGUGGUCCGCUUCAGAUCCCACAAAUGCAACCAGGAACAACGGAAAAGACCCUUCUUCCUAUGGUUCUGUUCCAGAAUAUGGCACCAGGUCCUCCAAGUUCACUUUUGCAGGUUGCAGUAAAAAACAAUCAACAGCGCGUAUGGUACUUUAAUGACAGAAUCUCAUUGUUUGUAUUGUUCACGGAGGAUGGAAAAAUGGAACGCGGUACCUUCCUUGAGACAUGGAGGUCAUUGCCCGAUUCCAACGAGGUCUCAAAAGACUUCCCCGACAUUGUGAUAAACAGCGUGGAUGCAACCAUAGAGCGGUUGGCUUCUUCAAACAUGUUCUUCAUCGCCAAGCGAAAGAACAAAAACCAAGAGGUUCUAUAUCUAUCUGCUAAAAUCCCAAGAGGUAUUCCUUUCUUAAUUGAACUUACGACACUUCUUGGGUCUCCCGGCCUUAAAUGUGCCAUUAAAACUCCCAGUCCGGAAAUGGCUCCCUUAUUCUUUGAAGCUCUUGAAACUCUCUUCAGGAGUUGAUUUCGGGUUCCCUGUCUUUCCUCUUUUUCUUUGUUUCUUGCCUUCACACCUUUUACAACAACUGCUCAAAUCUAGU